This is a messenger RNA of Meriones unguiculatus (Mongolian gerbil), 978 nucleotides long. RefSeq names its product glutathione S-transferase kappa 1 (gene Gstk1). Bases 117 to 797 code for a protein of 226 amino acids. Gene Ontology annotation, molecular function: glutathione peroxidase activity; glutathione transferase activity. The transcript is spliced from 8 exons. NCBI's taxonomy places the organism in Eukaryota, Metazoa, Chordata, Mammalia, Rodentia, Muridae. The record is from RefSeq and is a predicted model, not a curated record. Gene Ontology annotation, cellular component: peroxisome; mitochondrion. Gene Ontology annotation, biological process: glutathione metabolic process.
UAGCGCCUUUAGCGUCCUGCCCUGCUGUUCGCUGGCAGGAGUUGGCUGUUUACUCCUAACCCUGUGCUUCUUCUGCUGACUACAGUUUCAAGUUCGCUUACUCUCUUCCCUGCAGUAUGGGGCCGGCGCCGCGCGUCCUGGAGCUCUUCUACGAUGUGCUGUCCCCCUACUCCUGGCUGGGCUUUGAGGUCCUAUGCAGAUACCAGCACCUCUGGAACAUCAAGCUGCAGUUGCGGCCGGCUUUAAUCGCUGGGAUCAUGAAAGACAGCGGAAACCACCCACCAGCUGCGGUUCCCCGAAAAGGCCAGUACGUGUACAAAGAGAUCUCUCUCCUGAAACAGUUCUUCCAGGUUCCCAUCCGCUUUCCCAAGGAUUUCUCUAAUGUGGUUCUUAAGAAAGGAAGUACAAGUGCCAUGCGCUUCCUCACUGCUGUGAGCAUGGAGCAACCAGAGAUGCUGGAAAAGGUGUCCAGAGAGCUAUGGAUGCGAAUUUGGUCUCAAGAUGAAGAUAUCACAGAGUCCCAGAGCAUCCUGUCUGCAGCAGAGAAGGCAGGAAUGUCCGCACAGCAAGCCCAACACUUUCUGGAGAAGAUUUCCACAGAACAGGUGAAAAACAAGCUCAAGGAGAUCACUGACGCAGCCUGCAAAUAUGGGGCCUUUGGGCUGCCUACCACUGUUGCCCAUGUGGAUGGUAAAACCCACAUGCUCUUUGGGUCUGACCGUAUGGAGUUGCUAGCAUACCUGCUAGGAGAGAAGUGGAUGGGCCCUGUUCCCCCAACCCCAAAUGCCAGACUUUAAGACUGCCUCAGAAAGUAAUCUUUGAUUUCUCUGACAAAACUGACUUCUGUGGCCCCAUGAGCUGGAGCAGGAGUCCACCUUUGGCUGUGGCUGUCUUUACUUCUGUGCCUCAUAAGUGCCUUUUGAAAAUCCUUACGUUCCACAUUCCCAUAAAAUAAACCUGAUGCCACUGGACAAAGCA